AUGAUGGGAAAAUUUUAUGAAAAAUUACGUACCGAUAAUAAUGAACCUGGAUCAUCAUCGAUGAUCAAUUCAAUGAAAAAUUCAAACAAUGAUGAUGAUAGUGAUGAAGAUAGUGAUGAUUGUUCACCUAAACCUCAAACAUCGAAUAUCAAUGAUGAUAAUGAAGACGACGACGAUGAUGAUGAUGAUGAUUUAAUAGGUCAUAAUCGAUAUUCAGUAUUACCAAUAUCGCAUGAAAUUGAAUUAAAACAUGGUAAUAAAUCUGUAACGGCAUUAGCAUUGGAUCCGAAUGGUGCCAGACUAGUUUCAGGUGGUAUUGAUUAUGAAGUAAAAUUUUGGGAUUUUGGCGGUAUGGAUCAAUCAUUACAAUCAUUUCGAACGAUUACACCAUGUCAAUCACAUUCGAUAAAACAUUUAGAAUUUUCUUCAAAUGGUGAAUUUAUUCUAGUUAUUUCAGGAUCAUGUAUAGCUAAAUUAAUUGAUCGUGAUGGUUAUGUAAAAGCUGAAACAAUUAAAGGAGAUCAAUAUAUUUCCGAUAUGAAAAAUACUAAAGGUCAUAUUGCAAUGUUAAAUUCUGGUUGUUGGCAUCCAUUGGAAAGAAAUAUAUUUGCCACUUGUUCAAAUGAUGGUACAUGUCGAUUAUGGGAUACACAGGUUAAUCUACGACAACAUCAUUCAUUGAUGCGUCCACGAUCACAACAUGGUUUACGUACACAGCCAAAUGUUUGUGCAUUUAGUUCGACAAUGGGUGAUUUGAUUGCAUUAGGUUGUGAUGAUGGUAGUGUACAGAUGUGGGAUACACGUAAAUCAUUUGUCAAUACUUCACAUUUAAUUCGUGAUGCUCAUCAACAUUCGACCGAUAUGUCAUCAUUAAUGUUUGGCUAUAAUGGCAUGACAAUGGCUACACGUUCAACAGAUAAUACAAUGAAAUUAUGGGAUAUGCGUAUGGUAAGACAAACACGACCAUUUGGACGACAACGUUCGGAACCAUUACAUGAAUGGACUGGCCUAUCGAAUCGAUAUGCACAAACUGAUUGUUCAUUUUCACCGGAUGAUCGUUAUCUAAUGACUGCUACUAGUUGUGAUGAACGUCCAAACAAUUUAACCGAUGAAUGUGGUCAGCUACAUUUUUAUUCAACAUCAACAUUUGAAUUAAUACAAAAAAUCGAUGGUCGAUUAUCAUCAUCGAAUAUACGUGCUAUAUGGCAUCCAAAAUUAAAUCAAAUUGUAACAAGUGGAUCGGAUGGUUCUAUUCAGAUGUUUUAUGAUUUAAAAUAUUCUGUUCGUGGUGCAUUAUUAUGUUCAUUACGUAAAAAACGUAAACGUAAAGAAGUGUUUACAAUGGCACAACCAACAAUCAUAACACCACAUGCAUUACCAUUAUUUAAACAGGAACGACGGAAAUCACAUUUUGUACAAAUGUUAAAAGAUCGUAAAGAUCCAAUUAAAUCAAGAAGACCUGAAUUACCUGUAACUGGAUCCGGUUCAGGUGGACGUAUUGCUGCACCAGGUAAAACAUUUGCAUCAUUUAUAGCACGUAAUUUAGGUGUACGUGCUAAAAUUGAUGAUAAUGAAGAUCCACGUGAAGCAUUAUUAAGACAUGCAAAAGAUGCUGAAGAUAAUCCAUAUUGGGUAACACCAGCAUAUCAACAAAAUCAACCAAAAACAAUAUUUGCACAAGAACAAUUGGAUAAUAAAAAUGAUGAUGAUGAUGAUGAUGAUAAUAAUAAUGAUGUCGAUAAUGAUGGACCAAAAACAAAAAAGCCUAAACCGCAUAUUCCAGUUUAAUUUGUAAAAUUAAUG
This is a messenger RNA of Dermatophagoides pteronyssinus (European house dust mite), 1803 nucleotides long. RefSeq names its product gastrulation defective protein 1 homolog. The record is from RefSeq and is a predicted model, not a curated record. Gene Ontology annotation, cellular component: site of double-strand break; nucleus. Gene Ontology annotation, molecular function: protein binding. NCBI's taxonomy places the organism in Eukaryota, Metazoa, Arthropoda, Arachnida, Sarcoptiformes, Pyroglyphidae.